Molecule: messenger RNA, 1443 nt
Organism: Cydia amplana
Lineage: Eukaryota; Metazoa; Arthropoda; Insecta; Lepidoptera; Tortricidae
Product: thiamine transporter 2-like
Exons: 7
Coding region: 142-1443 (433 amino acids)
Biological process (GO): vitamin transport; transmembrane transport
Cellular component (GO): plasma membrane
Molecular function (GO): vitamin transmembrane transporter activity
Source: RefSeq, a predicted model, not a curated record
UUUAGCGCGAACCAAAAUUGAAAUAGUUGAGGAGUUAACAUAACAGUCUACUGCCGAAUUGGUCUUUGAAGUAGUGACUUUCAUCCUCUGCUGUUUACAAACUUAUAAUAACGUAUUCAUUCUACUUUAAUAUUAUUUAAAAUGCUGGAAUGGUUUAAAAUAACUCUUAUACUUUGCGCUUUUGGGACAUUACGUGAGAUUAGGCCAUCCGAACCCUUCGUUACAGAAUUUUUAAGUGGAGAAUGGCGAAAUGUAACCUCCGAGCAGUUGUUUCGUGAUGUUUACCCAGUAGGAACUUAUUCGUAUAUGGCAGUCCUAAUAGUGAUAUUUUUAAUAACAGAUUUUCUGCGAUUCAAACCCGUGAUAAUUUUGUCAGGGCUGUGUGGAAUAUCAAUCUAUGCUAUACUGCUAUGGACUACAAGCAUAGAAUGGUUGUUCGUGAGCCAAUUCUUGUAUGGAUUAUAUAUGGCUACUGAAGUCGCAUAUUACACAUAUAUGUAUGCAAAGGUGGAGACGUCGAAGUACGCGCGGGUGACGUCGCUGACGCGCGUGGCGGCGCUGACCGGCCGCUUCCUGUCCGGCGUCACCGCGCAGCUGCUCACGCACCUGCACCUCAUGGACUUCCGAGACCUCAACUACAUAACAUUCUCUUCUCAGAUACUGGCCACUAUAUGGGCAUUUUGGUUGCCCUCCGUUGACUUCGGGAUCUACUUCCACCGGCGCUCCUCUAUCAUAAGCAACUUUCAGGAGAAUCUCCACCCGCCUAAGGAUCUCAUUUCACCAAAAGCUAAGCAGAAGCAGGCGCUGACGGCGAACGUGUGUAGGGCGGCGCGGCUGGUGUGGCGGCACGCGCGCGCCGCGUACUCGCGCCCGCGCGUGCUCGCCUGGUCGGCGCUGUACGCCGCCGCGCUCGCGCUCUUCACGCACGCGCAGUACUACAUGCAGGUGCUCUGGCAGCAGAUCCAGCAGCACGACGAACACAAGAUGGAUUACAACGGGGCGGUGGAAGCGGCGACGACGCUGGCGGGCGCGGCGGGCGCGCUGGCGGCGGCGAGCGCGGAGCGGCGCGCGCUGCCCGCCGCCGCCGCCGCCGCGCAGGCCGCCGCCGCGCUGCUCCCCGCCUACCUGCCCGACAUCUACCUGGCCUACGCCUGCUACGUGCUGCUCGGCACGCUCUUCCACUUCACCAUCACCAUGGCCAGUACUAAAAUAGCGAGUCAGCUGAGCGACGAGAGCUGUUUCGGGCUGAUCUUCGGCAUCAACAUGUUCUCGGGCGCGGUGCUGCAGUCGCUGCUGACGCUGGUGCUGAACCAGGCGCUGGCGCUGCGGGCGGACGCGAUGUACGCGGCGCUCGGCGCGCUCUACCUGCUGCUGGCGGCCGGCUGGCUGCUGGGCUGGGCCGCGCACGCCUGCCGCCAGAAUAAGGCCGCCGCCGACCACUAG